AAUUGUUUUUGUUUUGCGGUUCUCCACAUAUUGUCGUUUUUUUUCUGCCCACGAAUAUGCCGCUAGCUAUUGAUAGUUCUAGUCGUAUGCUUAGCUGGCUAUAGCCCCAACCAUACGCAUACUUGCACAUCUGCUCCAUUUUUUUUAACAAAGCCAUAACUUUGACGACGUUGAAUCCGUAGAUUUUGAUAAGUGUUGAUGAAUAAUGUGCUGGAGGAUGUGGAAUAAGGAUGUGUCAUCAUUAGCGACGAUUACAUAGUGGAGGGGUUUACAUCACAGAAGGCUGUCCAAUGAAGUGAGAUACGCACGAGGAGUAUACAUAGACCAUCAGUAAACGACAGCAGAGCGUAUCGAUUCGGUGUUCCAAUCGACCGAUAAGAGAAAACCAAAAAUGUUUAUCUGGGAUAUAUUCUGGACCGACAUAUGUCCAACUGGACUGAGGCCUUGGGUGCAGAGCAACAGUGAUCUAGCACCAUGCUUCCAGGAGCUCGUACUGCAGCUGCCCAUCCUCGCACUAUUUGCCACCUUUUCAUCGUACUUCUACGGAACUCAUUGGCGUACGGUUUCCCGGAAUGACACUCAACUACGGGCCUUACGGGUGCGCAUUUUUGCAUCGCUAGGUUUGACCAUCAUACCGGCCUUAAAGGUGUUGUACAUUUUCCGCCUUCACGAGGAACUGUAUCCGGUGGACAUAUUGCUCGCCUGCGUGCAGCUCGUAGCCUGGCCAAUCCAUUGCUGCUUUUUACUAUCUUCCAUGAGGAAAGGUUCGCUCAGUCAUCGUGGCCCGCUAGUGCUGAUAGUUUUAUGGACUUCGCUGUUUGCAUUAUGCGCCAUCUGGCUACACACAAAUCUACACACCGAGUAUUGGCCAUGGUACGCGGCACAUUUAGCGGUAUACCUCUGUUAUGGUGCAACGCUUGUUUCUCCCGGACAUGCUCACUACGUGCGUCUUCGAAGGACGGAUCAUGAGGAGCGGCAAGCGCUACUGUCCCAAUCGUACACCCGUUUCUUCGAGGAUCUUGAGGAAACGGCGCUUGGCCCAAUCGAAGACGACGCAAAUAUGCUUUCGAAAAUUGUAUUCUAUUGGGUUCGGCCGCUAAUCGCUAAAGGCGUGAGUGGCAAAUUAAAACGAAGUGACGACCUGUUUGAUCUGCCCGAAGCGCUAACAUUGCAUCGAGUUACGGAGAAACUUCAGCUGGCACUCAGCACAACGACCUCCUUGCUGAAAGCGCUGCACAAGUGUUUCGGAUGGGAGUUUUAUAUGAUUGGCCUGUUGCGACUGCUAGGAGAUCUGUCCGGAUUUGCCGGUCCCAUCCUGCUUGGUGGUCUGCUGCGUACGGAGGAUAUUGGUAACGGCACAACACUCACCGAUCCGGCAGACCCGAACAGACCGAUCGAUUUUCGUGCAUACUACUAUGCUCUCGCCUUACUUACAUCGGCUGUGAUUAGCGCAUUCGCGGCAGUACACUUUAACUGGCGCAUGACGUUCGUAAGCAGCAAAAUGCGAAUGUCCAUCGUGACGGCGAUCUAUCAAAAAUCGCUUUCCGCAAAGCAACUGCAAACAGCGCGCCCCGAAAUACUAAACCUAAUGUCCACCGACACGGAUCGCAUCGUAAACUCGUGCAUCAGCUUUCACUCGUUUUGGAGCAUCCCCUUCCAGCUGUUCACCACGCUCUAUCUGCUCUACACGCAGCUCGGUGUCGCAUUUAUGGCCGGCGUUCUGUUUGCGGUGCUGCUCAUUCCGAUCAAUCGAAAGAUCGCCCAGAAAAUCGGGCAACUUUCCCAGGGGCUGAUGUCAGCGAAAGACAGUCGCGUUACAAUCACCACGGAAACCAUCAGUGGAGCCAAAGAUAUCAAAUUGAACGCCUGGGAGGAUGUCUUUAUCGGUAAGAUCCAGAGCAAGCGAAAGGAGGAAAUGCGCUUCCUAGGGAAGCGGAAAUAUCUGGACGCGCUAUGCGUGUACUUUUGGGCCACGACUCCGGUGCUGAUGUGCCUGUUCACCUUCGGUACCUCGAUUCUGCUCGGAAAACCCUUAACAGCGGCCACUACCUACACCAGCGUAGCAUUGCUGAACAUGUUGAUCGGCCCGUUAAAUGCGUUUCCCUGGGUACUGAAUGGUUUAACCGAAGCGUGGGUAUCGCUGAAGCGCGUGCAAGAACUUCUCGAUCUACCGGAUGUCAAUCUGCAGGAGUAUUAUCGCCCGUUAAGUGCUUUCGAUGCAUCCUACUCCAAUUCUUCGAAGCGUCCCGUCGUGCUGGCAAUCAAAGAUGGUAGCUUCGAGUUCGAAACCAAACGCAGUCGCAAUGAUUUGAAGCUGGUGCAGGAAGACAUAAUUGACUUUGCGUUCCGCGACCUAACACUGCAGGUGCGCCAAGGAGAGCUCGUUUGCCUGGAAGGUCCAGUUGGUGGGGGCAAAUCCUCACUGCUGCAGGUAAUAAUGGGCUACUUUCAGUGCACGGCCGGUGCCGUUGCAAUAUCGACAAAUGUAAACGAAGGCUUUGGGUACGUGGCUCAGACGGCAUGGCUGCAGCAAGGCACCAUUCGGGACAAUAUUCUGUGGGGCGAAAUUUACGACGAAUCACGCUACAAAGCUGUCAUUCAUGCCUGCGCAUUGCAGUACGAUCUUAACGCAUUGCGCGGCGAUAGCACCGGUGUUGGUGAGCAAGGUCGUACUCUAUCCGGAGGCCAAAAAGCACGAGUAGCGCUAGCACGUGCAGUCUACCAGAACAAGAGCAUUUAUCUGCUGGAUGAUAUCCUGUCAGCGUUAGAUGCACAUGUUGCCUCACACAUCAUUCGGCACUGCUUGUUUGGGUUACUAAAGGACAAAACGCGCAUCGUUGUAACCCAACACGCGAUGGUGCUAAAUCGAGCUACGCAAAUCCUGCACGUGGAAGCCGGUCAAGUUUCGCAAAGCGACGCACCCAACGUUGGUUCUCUGCUGAGCGAAUAUGAUGAUUACGAUGAGGAUACUAGUGCCACACUGUCCAUAGCCAACGACUCUACACCUUAUGCAACGGUAGUACGCAAUGAGGGCGACCAGCGAAGCAAUGAUAGCGUGCUAAUGGAGGAAUCGCGAGAAUUCGGCCAUCUUGACCGCACAGUUCUCGGAGCAUACUGGCAAGCUACGGGACGUAGUCUUGGAUUUUGGGUCGUCGUUGCCGUGCUCAUGAUGCAAAUCUCUCGCAAUCUUACCGAUGCGUGGCUAGCGUACUGGGUCGGGACGAUCAACCAAGCUCCCCAAAAUGGUACAGCGUUUGUGGAUAAUCCUACCGUGCUUGAACAAAAAGCAUCAGAAGGAGUGCUUGCAAUGGUCGAUCACCUGCUUGCACCAGCCUUUACCGACGGAAGUAAUGGCACAUCGCCAUCCUUCUAUUAUUUAGGGAUCUAUGCAACUUUAGCCAUCACCAACAGUCUGCUUACGCUGCUGAGAGCGUUCCUGUUUGCGUACGCUGGUUUAAAAGCUGCCAAAUGCAUACACGAUCGCUUGCUGAACAGCGUGCUUUACACCAAACUGCAGUUCUUCGACGUUGUUCCUCUGGGAAGAAUUCUCAACCGUUUCUCAUCCGACGUCUACACCGUAGACGAUACGCUUCCAUUCAUAAUGAACAUUCUUUUGGCCCAAUUUUUUGGACUGCUGGGAGCCCUCUUGAUAAGCCUGUAUGCCAUGCCCUGGCUGGGGCUAUUGAUUGUGCCUCUCGUUCCAAUAUAUCUUUCACUGCAAAACAAGUAUCGUUAUGCUUCACGUGAUAUAAAACGCCUUUCGAGCAACGCCCUGUCGCCCCUGUACGCUCACUUUACUGAAACAUUGCAAGGACUGACUACGAUUCGUGCAUUACGCGGCGAGAAGCGAUUCCAGCGAGAUUUUCUAUACAAACUGGGCGAAAGCAUCAAAGCGCAACUAUCCGCCGCUGCCACACAACAAUGGUUGGGACUGCGAUUGCAAUUGUUGGGCGCCUUUCUCGUCGGCGGAUCCGGCUUGCUAGCGGCAAUAACAUCUGCUCAUACGACCUCUCCCGAGCUAGUGGGACUGGCCAUCUCAUACGCAUUGUCCAUCACUGGGUUACUGUCCGGGUUGCUGUAUGCAGUAGCCGAAACGGAGCAGGAGCUUGUCGCUGUCGAGCGUAUCAAUCAGUACUGCCAGCUGGAACCGGAAGUAAACGCAGAUGGAUCUGCCGAUCCGCCAUUCGGUUGGCCCUCCCAGGGAGUGGUCGUUUUUGACAAUGUACAUAUGCGCUACCGUGAGCACUUGACUUACUCCAUACGAUCGAUCAACAUGAACGUAAAGCCAUGCGAACGCAUCAGCAUUGUUGGGCGAACUGGUUCGGGAAAAACGUCCGUGAUGGCUUCACUGCUGCGGGUGGCACCCUUGGACAAAGGAACCAUAACAGUGGACUUUGUAAAUAUAUCUACCUUGCCCUUGGACGUUUUGCGCAGCCGAAUCGCGCUGAUUUCCCAAGAUCCCUUCCUGUUCAACGGUACAAUCCGAGAUAAUCUCGAUCCGCGCGCCGUACACAUCGAUUCCGAAAUUUGGGAAGCCAUCACCUGCUGCUUGGCGAGUCCCCUGGUGCAAGCACUCGGGGGUUUGUACGCUCAGCUGGACGUUAGUGGAGCCAACCUUUCCGCAGGGCAAAAACAAUUGCUCUGCCUCACCCGAGCCCUGCUCAAAAAAUCGAAAAUCGUGUUGAUCGAUGAAGGUACAUCCAAUCUUGAUUUUGAGUCAGAAUCUGCUGUUCAGUUGGUUCUCAAAAACGCGUUCCGUGGCCGUACGGUAAUCGUGGUAGCCCAUCGUUUGAGAGGAAUUCUCGACACCGACCAAGUGUUUGUCAUGCAGGAUGGCAAUAUCGUAGAACAGGGAGCGCCUCGUGAUCUUGCCGAUCAACCAAACUCUUUGUUAUAUGCUUUACUGCAAGAGCAGCAAAACUCCUAGUUAAGCAUACCGCCAAGAGCGAGAUAGUCCUAGCAACUACAAAAAAAGUUCAAUAUAAGAUAAAUUGCAACAAGUAAACGCAUUACUUCGUAUCCAGCGUAUUCCUUUUAAACAGAUUAAACUGUACUUUCAGUUAAAAUACUUUACGUUUUAGUACCUAUAAUUUUACGAUAAUAAAAAAAAAACACUGAGCGGUCAUGUUCCUUC
Anopheles stephensi (Asian malaria mosquito) is the source of this 5134-nucleotide messenger RNA. Its product is annotated as multidrug resistance-associated protein 7. The record is from RefSeq and is a predicted model, not a curated record. The coding region runs from base 392 to 4927 and encodes 1511 amino acids. Gene Ontology annotation, biological process: transmembrane transport. Lineage: Eukaryota; Metazoa; Arthropoda; Insecta; Diptera; Culicidae. The transcript has 3 exons. Gene Ontology annotation, molecular function: ABC-type transporter activity; ATP hydrolysis activity; ATP binding. Gene Ontology annotation, cellular component: membrane.